AUGCACGCAGACAGUGUGGAUUGGAUGUUGAUGGGAUUAGGGUUAAUCGGAGCCGUAGGUGAUGGCUGCAUAACUCCAACUGUAUUUUUAAUCGUCGCCUUACUACUCAACGACCUUGGUGGUUCCUCAUUCGGUGAUGAAUCCUUCAUGCAAUCCAUCUCAGAGAAAGCUAGAGCUUUGCUUUAUGUCGCUUGUGCAGCUUGGGUGAUUUGUUUCAUUGAAGCAUAUUGCUGGACAAGAACAGGGGAGAGACAAGCAUCAAAAAUGAGACAGAGGUACUUAAGAGCAGUGUUAAGACAAGAUGUGGGUUACUUUGACCUUAAUGUCUCAAGCACUUCCGAUGUUAUCACAAGUGUCUCUAGUGACAGCCUCGUGAUCCAAGACGUUCUCAGUGAAAAGUUGCCGAAUUUUUUGAUGAAUGUGACCAUGUUUCUCGCAAGCUACAUCGUGAGUUUCAUCAUGAUGUGGAGACUCACAAUCGUAGGCUUACCUUUCAUCGUCCUCCUUUUGAUCCCUGGACUGAUGUACGGAAGAGUCCUCAUCAACGUCUCCAGGAAAAUACGUGAAGAGUACAAUGAGGCUGGUUCUGUUGCCGAGCAAGCCAUCUCACUUGUGAGAACUGUUUAUGCAUUUGGAAGUGAGAAGAAGAUGAUAUCGAAAUUCUCAGCUGCGCUUCAAAUCUCGGUGGAGCUAGGGGUGAGACAAGGACUAGUUAAAGGAAUUGCACUUGGGAGCCAUGGUAUUACUUAUGCCAAUUGGGGUUUUAUGACUUGGUACGGAAGUCGGAUGGUUAUGGACCAUGGUGCUAAAGGUGGUACCAUCUUUGCAGUCAUCGUAUGCAUCACCUUGGGUGGAAUAUCACUUGGUGGAGGUUUGUUAAAUCUUAAAUAUUUCUCAGAAGCUGUUGUAGCAGGGGAAAGGAUUAUCAAAGUGAUUGAAAGAGUUCCCGAUAUUGAUUCAGAAAACACAGAAGGUCAGACUUUAGAGAAUAUUAUAGGAGAGGUGCAAUUUAACCAUGUGAAAUUUAUGUACCCGUCUAGACCAGAUACCCCAAUCUUUGAAGAUUUGUGUCUAACAAUUCCAUCUGGUAAAACUGUGGCUCUGGUGGGUGGAAGCGGAUCAGGAAAAUCUACUGUGAUAUCGCUUUUGCAAAGGUUCUAUGACCCAAUCGCUGGAGAGAUUCUUUUAGAUGGUGUUUCCAUACGUGAGCUGCAAGUUAAGUGGUUGAGGUCGCAAAUGGGUCUAGUUAGCCAAGAGCCAGCGCUAUUCGCCACAUCGAUCGAAGAAAACAUAUUAUUUGGUAAAGAGGAUGCAUCCAUGGAUGAAGUUGUGGAAGCUGCAAAAUCCUCAAAUGCUCAUGAUUUCAUUUCUCAGUUCCCUCAUGGUUACAAAACUCAGGUUGGAGAGAGAGGAGUGCAAAUGUCAGGAGGUCAGAAGCAGAGGAUUGCGAUUGCACGAGCGAUAAUCAAAUCACCAAAAAUUCUUCUUCUAGACGAAGCAACAAGCGCGUUGGACUCAGAAUCCGAAAGAGUUGUCCAAGAAGCCUUAGACAAUGCCACUCUUGGCCGCACAACUAUUGUUAUUGCUCACCGCCUCUCUACCAUCCGCAAUGCUGAUAUGAUUUAUGCAGUUCAUAAUGGUCUCAUUGUAGAAACUGGAACACACGAAGAGCUCAUGGAGAACAAAGAUGGUCAAUAUUCUUCUCUAGUCCGUUUACAACAUAUGGAGAAUGAAGAAUCAAAUGUUAACAAAACUGAAUCAAAUGGUAACAUCAGCUCAAGUAUUCCAGAGGGUCAAUCCUUAAGUUUGAGUAAAGAGUUGAGGUCUAGUUCAAUCCUCCCUGUUCAAAGUGGGGAUGACUUCGUAAAGACUUUAAGAGAUAAGAAGCUUAUGCCAUCGUUUAAGAGAUUGUUGGCGAUGAAUAGACCAGAGUGGAAACAUGCACUAUAUGGUUGCUUAAGUGCAGCCUUAUAUGGGGCCAUAUCGCCAAUUUAUUCAUAUGCUUCGGGAUCAAUGGUGUCAGUGUAUUUCCUAACGAAUCAUGGCGAGAUGAAGGAUAAAACAAGGUUCUACGUGUUGUUACUUGUUGGUCUAGCUAUCUUCUCUUUCUUUAUCAAUAUCAUUCAACAUUACAGUUUUGCUUACAUGGGGGAAUACCUAACAAAACGUAUCAGAGAAGAGAUGCUCAAAAAGAUUUUAACCUUUGAAGUCAACUGGUUCGAUGAAGAUGAGAACUCGAGUGGUGAAAUUUGCUCUAGACUUGCAAAAGAAGCUAACUUGGUGAGAUCGUUGGUUGGUGAACGGAUGUCAUUAGUGGUACAAACUAUAUCAACAGUGAUCAUAGCUUGCACACUUGGUUUUGUCAUCGCAUGGCGAUUAGCCAUAGUGAUGAUUGCGGUGCAGCCAGUGAUUAUUAUGUGCUUCUACACUCAACGUGUUCUGCUUAAGACCAUGUCGAAAAAGGCUAUUAAAGCCCAAGAUGAGAGCAGCAAACUAGCCGCAGAAGCUGUCUCCAACAUCCGAACCAUCACAGCUUUCUCGUCGCAGGAACGAAUCUUGAAAGUACUCAAAGUUGUUCAAGAAGGUCCACGUAAAGAAAGCGUCCGCCAAUCGUGGUUAGCAGGGACUGUCCUCGCAACUUCGAGAAGCCUCUUAACGUGCAGCUCGAUCCUGAAUUAUUGGUACGGUGGUAAACUCAUCAGUGAAGGGAAAAUCACGUCAAAAGCAUUCUUUGAGGUGUUUACGGUCUUUUUGAGUAUGGGUUGGGUUAUUGCCGACGCUGGAGCCAUAACGACGGAUAUAGCCAAGGGCUCGGAUGCCGUUGGAUCUGUUUUUAAUGUGUUAGAUCGAUGCACAACCAUUGAGCCGGAAAACCCUAAUGGAUUUCUUGCAGAGAAAAUAAAGGGACAGAUCGAGUUUUUCAAUGUGGACUUCGCUUACCCAACAAGACCAAAUGUAACUAUAUUCAAAGACUUCUCCAUUGAGAUAGAGGAGGGAAAGUCAACGGCAAUAGUAGGUCCGAGUGGUUCAGGUAAAUCCACAAUCAUUGGUUUGAUCGAGCGGUUUUAUGACCCGUUAAAGGGUAUUGUAAAAAUCGAUGGUCGUGAUAUAAAGUCUUAUCAUCUAAGAUCACUUCGUCAACACGUAGCUUUGGUUAGCCAAGAGCCGGCGUUAUUCUCCGGGACUAUCAGAGAGAACAUCUUGUAUGGAGGAACAGCUGACAAGAUCGACGAGUCGGAGAUCAUCGAGGCGGCGAAGGCAGCGAACGCUCACGAUUUCAUCACAUCACUAUCCAACGGUUAUGACACGUAUUGCGGGGACAGAGGAGAGCAGUUGUCUGGUGGACAAAAACAGAGGAUUGCGAUUGCUCGAGCGGUGCUGAAGAACCCUUCGGUGUUGCUCCUCGACGAAGCCACGAGUGCUUUGGACAGUCAAUCAGAGCGUGUGGUGCAAGACGCGCUCGAGCGCGUGAUGGUUGGGAGGACAAGUGUUGUGAUCGCACAUAGACUGAGCACGAUCCAGAACUGCAACGCGAUCGCGGUUUUGGACGAAGGAAAAAUAAUCGAAUGUGGGACCCAUUCGUCCUUGUUGGCAAAGGGUCCAAUGAGUGCUUAUUUCUUAUUGGUCAGUCUCCAGAACACUCUCUCUUGA
Microthlaspi erraticum is the source of this 3651-nucleotide messenger RNA. The record is from the annotation of a GenBank genome assembly. Lineage: Eukaryota; Viridiplantae; Streptophyta; Magnoliopsida; Brassicales; Brassicaceae.